Molecule: messenger RNA, 4884 nt
Organism: Lethenteron reissneri (Far Eastern brook lamprey)
Lineage: Eukaryota; Metazoa; Chordata; Hyperoartia; Petromyzontiformes; Petromyzontidae
Product: GTP-binding protein RAD-like
Cellular component (GO): plasma membrane
Molecular function (GO): calcium channel regulator activity; GTPase activity; GTP binding
Source: RefSeq, a predicted model, not a curated record
CUCACGGGCACCGGGGAAGCUCAUCCUGCUUGGCCGUUCUACACGGACUCAGCCAGCCAGCCACAUAAGCAGGGAUCGUCAGUGAAGUCGAGAGACAGGCGGCUUGGUCAGACAGCCGGUCAGAUAAACAACUUGUCAGACAGCCGGUCAAGUAGACGAACUGGUCAGACAGCCGGUCAGAUAAACAACUGGUCAGACAGCCUGUCGAUCAGCCGGUCAGACAGCCAGCCACGCGAUCAGCCAGCUACUUAGACAGACAGGCAACCGGUCAGACAGACAGCCAGUCAGCGGACGUCUCAUCCAUCCCCACGGUGUUCUUACCACGUGUGCAUGCGUGCUGCUGCUGCUGCUGGUGGCUGCUGAUCGUGGCUCGCGCGACGGCGAAACUCAUCGUCUGCAAGGUCGUCUACGUCAGCUCGCCUCCUACGUCAGCAGGAUGACGCUCAACGUGGCCGAGCGCGCUCUGACGCCGAAGAGCGCCAGCGGCCCGCAGCUGCCCCUGCGCCACGCGGCCCCCACAGCCACCGCCCCCGGCGCCCGCCUCGACAUGCCGCCGCGGCGGCUGCGCCCGGCGCAGGGCACCGGCAUGCGGCCCCGGGCUCGACGCGCCGUCGCCGGAGGUGCCGGAGGAGUCGGAGCGCGAGCGCCAGCGGGCGCGGGCGGCGAUAGCGGCGCCCAACGGCCCAGGUGGUCGACCGAUUCGGCCGACUCGCUGCUGUCCAACUCAUCGGGGGCGAGCGAGCGCAGCGCCAGCCCCGAGAUCGCCGUGGCUCCGUGUCGCCUCGCCCGCCAGUUCCAGCCGCCGCCGCCGCCACCGCCGCAUUCGCCCUCUUACAGGGCCAUGCUGCUGGGCGAGCCGGGCGUCGGCAAGUCCACCCUGGCUCGCAUCUUCGGUGGCGUCGAGGAUGACUACGACGCCGAUUUCGCCGCGGAGGACUGCUACCAGCGCAGCGUGGUGGUGGACGGCGAGGAGACCACGCUCGCCCUGCUCGAGUUCUGUGGCCAGGCGGGCGAGGAGUGGCUGGACGAGGAGUUGGCCCGCGCCGGAGACGCCUACAUCAUCGUGUACUCCAUCGCGGAGCGCGCGAGCUUCGAGCGCGCAGCCGAGAUGCGCAUCCAGGUGCGCAAGGCGCGGCAGGCGGACGACGUCCCCAUAAUCCUCGUGGGCAACAAGAGCGACCUCGUCCGCUCACGGGAGGUCAGCGUGGACGAGGGCCGCGCGUGCGCCGCCGUCUUCGACUGCAAAUUCAUCGAGACGUCGGCAGCGCUGCAGCACAACGUGCGCGAGCUUUACCACGGCGUCGUGCGCCAGCUGCGCCUGCGGCGCCGGCGCGGCGACCUGGAGCGUGAGCGCUGGGACGAAGCCGGCCGCCUCCUCCACCCAUCCGGCCUCGCCUCCUCGUCCUCCUGCACCUCCUCCGCCUCCGCCUCCGCCUCGUCGUCCUCCUCCUCGUCGUCGUCGUCGUCGGCGGAGUCCGCGCCGUCCUCGGCCGGCGCCGUCUCGUCCUCCGCCUGCCCGCGCCACCACCCCUCCUGCCACCACCACCGCUACGCGCGGCGCAAGGAGAGCCUCACGAAGCGCGCGUGGCGCAUCCUCAGCCGCUUCAUGGUGGCGCGCGGCGCCGGGAGGCUGGCCUUCCGCGUCAAGUCCAAGUCGUGCCACGACCUCUCCGUGCUGUGAGCGAGGCGGCGGUGGAUGCGCCCGCCCGGCCUUUCCGGGCUGGAGGGCAGCUCGUCUGGACAAUCGUAAACGCGGGGGAGGGUGCUGCGUAGGAAGCCACGAGGCUCGGUGGUCGGGGGGGGGAGAGUCUCGGUGCCCUCGCUUGAACUUGUGAACGGACAGACAAACCUCGCGCGGAAACCUCCUGCUUCGGCCACGGCCGCGUUACGAGAUGCGCAGGCUUAUUUCUCUCGCUCCCUCCCUUCAUCCCUCACCCCCCCUCCCCCCUCCCCCCUCCCCAUGCCUUCUGCCACACAAAUAUCCGUCUCUGCCAUUGUUGUGACAGCGCAAUGGAUGAAAAACUACAAGAGUUUUUUUUAAAUUUGAUUCUGAUCGGUGUCCCGAAGCACAGCCCGUUGGGUUUCGAGCGACCGCGUCGCGCUCACCUCAGCGUGCUGCGCCGUGGCAAAGGUACGGCGUCGCCUAACAAGUCGGGGGCAAUUGAUUCGCCUCGCUCAUCAGCCAGGCACGUAAAACCAUUACUGCAUCAGGUAUGCAAUUUGGCUGUACGGCCCAGUUACAUUUCAAUUGCACCCAACGUGUGACAACGGACGGAAUGUCGCAGCCUUUUUUGUAAACGCUCGGGUUGUUUGAGCCACGCGCGUGCACGGACUUGUGCAAGUUCAACCUCACCCCUCCUGCCGCAAAAUUGACAAUUUACGAGGAUUUGCAGGCACUUCUCAGAUCGCUCAACGUCACAGCUGAAUCAGUCGAAGGGGCACCCCCGGCGGCAGCUGCCCCUGCGCGGCACAAAGCGACUCGGCAGUCGGCCUGCAGAACGGGCAUCAGUCUGCCAGUGCCAGUCGGAGGGGCGGGGGCGAUGUCUUGCUAUGGAUCAUCACGACUGAGUCAUUUGCGUGUCACUUUCAAAUUUGGACACGCAAUGGCCUACUCUCGCAAACGGGGUCAGGGGAUCUCGAACGUUCACUGUGAAGCAGAUGGCACUUAGUGCUGCUACGGUUGUUGCACACCGCAGCGAUAACCAGGGCGGCCGCUGGAUUUCGAACCGUGAGCCUCUGCAACAAGCGGCGAUUGGGAGUGCUUGUCUCAUGAUUAGAGCGUCAUGAAUUAAAAUGCCGGUUGGGGGGUUAUGCUACCCCCGUCAUCCCCCUGGGAUCAACACAAUUAGUACCGGGUUUGUGUAAAUAGCGAUUGUUUAAAUGGUUAGACUGACCCCCGCCAUGGCAAUGUGAAACUUCAAUUAAUGGGCUCAGGCCAUCAGUAGAUAUCAGUACUGACCAAAAUCGUAUUUUGUGCAGGAGGGGGGGGGGGGGGGGAGACACCUCGGCUUGGCUAGAAAAGAACAAAAUUCAAAUUUAUUGUCACUCAUUGUUAUGAUGUUCAAUUAAAACUUCCGGAGGGCAUUUCCUGCAGGACGACAGUGAGUGGCUUUAGACAAAGUUGUCAGUCAUCCACAGCUUCCAAAAUCAUACCUUACAUUUUACAAAAUGUAUAUUUCAGAAAGCCGCUUUCAAUCGGCGCUGUCAUUUUUCAGCAGCGAGUGCUUGAAAGACAGAGGUCUGUGCGAAGAGGUUAACACUCUUUUUUGACACCUCUACUAGAAUGUUUUUAACCUACCUGCGUUUCAGCCGCAACCUCUGCGUCUUGCAUCCUGGAUGUUGCCACCGCUGGCUGACGGCGGAGUGGCUCCCUCUCGCUUGCUCCUGCCAGAGAAUUAUGAGCAGACGUAUUGAGGUCACACGUAAUUUAUGGUAUUCCUGGGGCACCCCCCCCCCCCCAUCUCUCUCUCUCCAGUCUCAUACGAAGUGGCUCUUUCUCCCUACGGACAAGGAUUACCAUGACAAAUGGGCAUUUCGUUCACAAAAGCGCCGUUUCUUUCAGCAUCACGAUGCACUUAAUAUUCGCACAGCGUCAAACCAAAACACGAUUCGUAUUUCGAGUGUUUCCCUGCUCAAUCGAGACGAGACCCAUCUGUGUCCCGCGGCCUUGAAUCAGCAGUGGGAUGUCCACAUUAAUUUGGGAGGGGGCCAGUCUCUCCAUGGGACAUGCAAUUAAUUUCAAGUGGCACUCUUCUAUCCUGGAGUUAACCCGGGACGGGAUUUGAAUUCCUAAACCGUCUAAAUGUGAGUCAAGCAGCCUAACCCCGUGCCACCUGGUCAGAUGAACCCAUACACUUCACCAUCGAUACACUUUAGUUACAUUAAAAAAAAGUUUUCUGCUUACGUUUCAGAUAAUGUUUUUUUGUUAGUUCCAUCUCAUCAGCAUGCCGCACAAACAUGUAACAGUGAGAGUGACGUGUAAUUUCACUUUACUCAUUACAAAAGUGACGCCCGACUCUCUGGCUAAGCGACAGUUUCUCACCUUGGCUUGACCGACGCCAAACCGAAGAGCCACAGCACUACUGCUGCUAAAACUAAACUAAGCAAUUUUAAUUUUACUAGGUAUUGCCCACGGAACGAUAUAGCUCUUUUCAGAAGCCACCUGGCCAUAGACGAUAGCUCAACGAAGCGGCUUAUCGCGGGGAAAUAUAUAGCAGCCAAAUCCUCUAAACGCGUGUUUCUAAUCAGGGAGGGGAAAAACCGGAGGGCCUGGAGAAAAGCCCACGCGACUCACGGGGAGAACAUGCAAACUCCAAAUAUACAGCAGGCUUCAGGGUCGGGAUUGGGAUCGAACCCAAGACCUCCUGUAUACCAGGCGAGGUAGUUAACAUCUCGCCACGGCACUGCUGCUGCUGCUGCUGCCGCUGCGGCUAAAUAUGCAACGGUGCGACGGCGGAGCCGAACGGGGUGGCCACUCCGCGUCACCGCGAACGAUAUCUCCUUUCUGUGUGGCUGUGCCGCUAUGGAUAUGGCGCAUCAAUAAUUGAUCGGCAGACACGUAUGAAUGGUCGCAAUGAAAACACAACAUUCGAUAUGCCCCUGAGAGUGUUGCGGGUUUAUGCAUCGUGUGCAGGGUUGAAACCGAUUGCCUUAUUGCAGUACAUGUACAUAGUGUACACACACACAUCUACAUGCUUUAAAAGUUAGAUUUUAUAUUUAACUGUAUGAGCAAAUAUUCCUCAAGAGUUUUCUAAGAGUUGUAGGUUCUGAUCCGCCGCUUAUACCUAUGCUGUGUGUGUGUGAACACCUCACGAUAUCUUGAUUGUGCAGAGGUCCGUUGGAUUGUUUUUUCUCCAAUUGGAAAUAAACCGUUUUAUAAGCGUG